Drosophila innubila is the source of this 4315-nucleotide messenger RNA. RefSeq names its product dendritic arbor reduction protein 1 (gene klu). The coding region runs from base 1361 to 3667 and encodes 768 amino acids. Lineage: Eukaryota; Metazoa; Arthropoda; Insecta; Diptera; Drosophilidae. The transcript is spliced from 3 exons. Gene Ontology annotation, biological process: regulation of transcription by RNA polymerase II. Gene Ontology annotation, molecular function: DNA-binding transcription factor activity; RNA polymerase II cis-regulatory region sequence-specific DNA binding. The record is from RefSeq and is a predicted model, not a curated record.
GAGCCACGCACGCGUUCGCCUUCUCCCAAAGUAUCGCAGUUGAAAAGAUUUUUAAAGCCAAGAUUCAAAAUCCAUCGCUUACUGUUAACUUCUUUUUCGGCUGGCCAAAUUGUGCGUGCAACUGCAAUUUGCCCCUCUGCCACCCCCUGUUGCUGCCACUCACACUCUCUCUCACACACACACACACGCUCUCUCUCACCUUCUGUGGUGUUGGUGGUGCAGCCGAAGCCAGCGACGACGACGACGACGACGAUGCCGACGACGACGACGCGACGACGGGAAAAUCUCUUUGCGUUGCAGUGAAAAUUUUUUCGUACGUUUUCGUUAUUUGUUAUUUGCACGUUGACGCGGCGACAACAAGAAACGGUACACGGCUACGAAGUGUGCAACAAACGCGCGUGCAACAGCAACAACAGCAACAACAACCGUUAAACGUUAACACGCGUCUGUUAUUAAACAAGAAACAACAACAAGAAAUUUAUAAUAAACAAAUCCGCAUAUUUAUUGAUAUUAAACAAAACGCUUCACACACGUCGCAAUCUAACGAUUCAUUUUUUAACUCAACUCAACUCAACUCAAAUCAAGUCAAAUCUAAACUUAAUCGUACCUAGCAGCAAUACACAACAACAAUUUCAAAGCUAACCAAUUUUUGCUCUCUCUCUAUCACACACUUAACUCAACUAAACUUGCCAAAUUUUUAAAUAUUUAUAUAAUUAACGAAAAUAAAAACACACAAAAUAUUUUAUACAACAACAUAAAUAAAUAAUAUACAUAUUAAUAAUAAUAAGAAGUGCAUAAAGUCGCAAUUGAAGUGUCUUAAACAAAUAAAUCUAUACAGAAAUAAAAAAGAAGAAGGAAUAAAAGAAAUUAUAUACAUGCAGUUCAAAUGCACAGCUUGCCAAUAUAAAAGCAACAACACUAAUAAAAAUAUUAAAAAUAAUUGCAAUUGUUGAAAAAAAAAAAAACAACAACAACAACUCGCGAACAACACAUAAGCAAAAGUUUGUGAUAUUUUUAUGAUAUUAGCAAUUAAAGUAUACAAGAGUAACAAAAAUUAAAUAAAAUUUAUAAAUAUCAUAUAAAUGUGUGGUGUGCUCAGAUAUUGCCAACAACAACAACAACAGCAACAUAGGCAGCUGCCAUUUAUUGGAUAAUGCUUGGAUAAUGCUUGCCAAAGCGCCCUAAACAAUCGAGAAUAUGCCCGAGUCCAUCAGCUUGAAUACAACAUCCUAACUGAACCGAGCCAAAUCGGUCGCGUCAGGUCGCCCGCAAGAAUCCCCGGCCACAAAAGCUUCGGGAGCAGAAGAAUUGCAAGAGGAAGAUCGUUAGCACGAAGCACACAGCACAAAACGUUGACCUAAUGACGAUGGCAGAAGGCACCGACCCUAUGGGGCAUCAUCAUCACGCCGCCGGCUCGCACAAUCCCCACCAUUAUCAUCAUCAUCCACAUCCCCAUCACCAUCAUCCGGCGCAUUAUCAUCAUCCCAAUCAGCACUAUGCGCCCGCCCAGCAACCACCGCUGUCGGGAGCGGCGGCGGCAGCAGCAGCUGCCUCCCACUAUGCACCCUAUGCCCAGCUUCAGUAUCCGCAUCCCUUGCCACACCAGCAUCUGCCGCUGGCCCUCAGUCUGCAUCAGCAGGCGGCUGCGGCCGCUGCCUCGGCGGCAGUUGCUGCCGCUGUUGCCAGCGUCGAGCAGCACAACAACAACAAUCAGCCGCUUGUGGCCAACAACAACAUCAUGCCGUGGAAGCAGCGCAAGCGCAAACGUCUCUCCGCCGUGCUCGACAAGCUGCAUCACAAUAACAACAACAAUAAUAACAAUAACAACAACAACAGCAACAAUAACAACAACAAUGGAGUAACCUGCAAGACAGAGCCCAUGGACAUGGAUGAGCGGGAAAUGGAUGAAAUGGAAGAGGAUGCGGAGGAGGAGGACGAUGAGACGGCACAGCAUGAUGUCAAGCAGAACCAGGAGGCUAACAACUAUAUUAAGAGCGAGCAGCGUGAGGCUUUGACUGCGGCCAGUGAUGAUGAGCAGAUCGAGGCCGAGGCAGAGCUCUCCGCCGAGGAGCUCUCACACUCCGACCAGGAUGAGCAGGAUAGUCCGCGCAUUAGCAUGAGUCCGCUGCAGGUGGCAGCGACGCCCGCGUCGAAGCCAACGCCGGAGAGUGCAACGGCUGCCAAGGAGAAUCCGCUGCACGUGGACAUCAAGACUGAGCACAUGCCGAGUCCGUAUGAUCGCUACUUUCCCAUUUCCUCACCGCUGUUCGGCUACUAUCUGCAUACGAAGUACUUGAACGAGGUGUUCCGGCGUCGCCAUGAUCUCUAUCCCUCGCCGAUGCAGCACACGCCCUCCUCCAUAGCCUCCGAGACGGAGACGUCGCCCAUCAGCCAAGGCAAGACAUCCAAUGGCAACAACCACAACCAGAGCCAGAGCCAGCAGCAACAGUUGCUGCCCGCCGUGAUGAUCAAUGCGUCGCCGCCUCCCUCGUUGCCCUCGCCGCCGCGCAGCGACUCCUCGGUGACUGCAGCGCAGCCGACGCGCGUCAGUCCCAAGCUGGGCAAGAAGAAGACUUCCUCCGCCGACAAGCCAAUGCCGCCACCGCAAGAGCGUCCACUGGAUCUGUGCAUGCGCAGCGAUUCCCUCGGCGAGUCCAAGAAGUACAAAUCAGCGACUCCGCCUUUGCACUCCUCUGCCGGAUCCAUGAUGCCGCCACCGCAGACAUCCAUGAGCGCCGCCAGCAGCCUGGAGAGCAUGAACGCCCUGUCGCCCGCAUCCAGCACACAUUCGAGCACCUCGAUGACCAGCAGCACACCCACAUCCACCCUUGCUCCUCCCUCUGCAAUGUCACCCUAUGCCAUGACGGCGGCAGCGGCACAUGCAGCAGCAGCUGCGGCAGCAGCAGCCAUGAUCAAGAUGGAGAUGCCAAUGCAUCCGCUGCACUCGCAUGUGCCCACCACAACGGUGGGUGUGCCGGUGAUAAAGGGUGAUGUCGCCUCGCCCACCACCAAGGAGACGGUGGCCUGGCGCUACAACCUGGACGUGUCGCCCGUGGUGGAGGAGAUGCCGCCGGGAUCGGAUGUGGCCUAUGUGUGCCCGACAUGUGGACAAAUGUUCUCGCUGCACGAUCGGCUGGCCAAGCACAUGGCCUCACGUCACAAGUCGCGCAAUCCCGCCAACGACAUCACCAAAGCCUAUUCCUGCGACGUCUGCCAUCGCUCGUUCGCCCGCUCCGACAUGCUCACCCGCCACAUGCGUCUCCACACUGGCGUCAAGCCGUACACGUGCAAGGUGUGCGGUCAGGUCUUCUCCCGCUCCGACCAUCUGUCCACGCAUCAACGCACCCACACCGGCGAGAAGCCCUACAAGUGUCCGCAGUGUCCCUAUGCCGCCUGCCGUCGGGACAUGAUCACCCGCCAUAUGCGCACCCACACCCGCUAUGAAUCCCGCGGUGCAGGCGGCGGUGGUGGUGGAGGCGGACGUGGUGACGGAGGUCGUGGGGAUGGACGUGGCGAGGAGCCAAAGUCACCGCUGCCGUUGCUCGACAUGAAGAUGAACAUGAAUCUGCCGAUGUUGCUGCAACAGGAGGAGCUGCUGCAAAAGUCACCACUUGGUCUGGGUGGACAUGGGUCCAUGCCCAUUGUGGUGAAGACAGAGAGCGCCUAACGGUAUCUCUAUGCGGCUGCCGCCAGGCAAUUUAUGACCUUCUAGAGGCGCCACUAGAGUCGCAACUGACACGGUGAUGUUUGAUAUACAUAUAUCUGGUAUACUCCUCCCUAACCCCCCACUCCCAGCUUAGUGCUAGUUGAGCCCAUAGAUCAGCUGUAGACUAAUCUACGCGCUGGAACAACACUGGAAAUCUCUCUGCGAAGACUGAGAACCUAAUUACUACCUACAGUUAAAGGCCUAGGUUUAUGCAUCAUUUAAAAAAGAUAAAAAGAACUAUUUUAAUUGUACUCACCCACAUACAUACAAACAGAAAGACAGACAGACAGACAGACAGACAGACAGACAGAUAAAUAGAAAUCAGAGUUAACUCAGACCAACACCCAACGUAUUAGCGUUUAAUGUAGUUCGUAGGGUAUUCGAGAGUCGGCUUAGUUCGUAUUCGUAUUCGUAGUAUUGUAUUUUUGGAUAAUGUUGUAGACAACGUUCAGAUACAGCUAGCAAUUCCAUGUUCCACAAUUUAGUAAGUGUUAGUUAGUUGCGUCAACUUUUAAUUGUAUGUAGCUAGUUUUGAGGUUAGGUUUAGUUAGGCAGAGGUCACAGAUCCCACCUCUGGGCAUUUUUAAAAAACAACAUUGAAAUUAUUAA